GUUAUGGCAUCCUCUGUAGAACGGCAGCUGAUCGUCUUCGACUUUGACUGGUCGAUGGCGGACCAAGACACCGACCGCUGGAUAUUCGAGGUUAACGCGCCCGAUCUGCGCAGGAAAAUGAAAAACCUGAAAGACGAGGUGCAGUGGACAGACUUGGUAGCCCAGUCAUUGAGGGAGUUCCAUGAACGAGGGGGCAAGCGCCAUCAGAUCGAGGAAGCCCUUAGGAUUAUGCCUUUCCACCCGGCCAUGGUUCGCGCCGUUCAGAAGCUGAAGUCCAAAGGGAAAACUACCUUCCUCUGUCUAUCCAAUGCGAACUCCGUUUUCAUCUCCACGAUCCUCGCGUCCAAGGGUCUCUCUGAGCUGUUCGAAGAAAUCAUAACCAACCCAGCCGAGUGGGAUCACAGCGGUCUCCUCAAACUGCGCAGACGCAUCGCGCCCGACGCAGCGCGGCAGCACCAAUGCAAAGUGGGGUGCUCGCCAAACAUGUGCAAGGGCGAAGAGCUCGAGGCGUUCCUUGAACGCCACGGCAAGCAGUUCGACCGGAUCGUCUACGUCGGGGACGGUUCGAAUGAUUUCUGCCCUAUCCUCCGGCUACGCACAUCCGACAUUGUCCUAUGCAGAAAAUUCCGCGGUUUAGAGCGGCGCAUUUCGAAGGAGGGCGACAAGGAAGGCCUGAAAUGCCAGAUACGCUAUUGGGCCGGCGCUUGGGAGGUGGAGGAGAUCUUUGAAUCUUUCUAGAGCGAGAAGAGGAUAACCAACAGAGACAUAGAAGAGGACCAUGGCAAUAUAGCUAACUUACCACUGCUGGGUGUUCAACACGCCGUAAUCACUCGUUCUUACCCAUAACUCAGGGGACCUAUCAGAACGCGACGAACACAGGCACGGAUUACGUCC
Messenger RNA from Gloeophyllum trabeum ATCC 11539, 894 nucleotides. RefSeq lists its product as uncharacterized. The coding region runs from base 4 to 738 and encodes 244 amino acids. The record is from RefSeq and is a predicted model, not a curated record. Lineage: Eukaryota; Fungi; Basidiomycota; Agaricomycetes; Gloeophyllales; Gloeophyllaceae. The transcript is spliced from 7 exons. Gene Ontology annotation, molecular function: phosphatase activity.